AAUCGUCAAGACUUCAACACAACAACACAAGAGAGAGUAAAGAUGUGCAAAGGAGUUGAGAAAAAAGAAGAGAGAAGAAACGACGAUGGAGGAUGCCAAAGACUAUGCACGGAGAGUCCCAGAGCUCCGGUGAGCUGUGAGCUUUGCGGCGAGAACGCCACCGUGUAUUGUGAGGCAGACGCGGCUUUCCUUUGUAGGAAAUGUGAUCGAUGGGUCCAUUCUGCUAAUUUUCUUGCUCGGAGACAUCUCCGGCGCGUGAUCUGCACGACCUGUCAGAAGUUAACUCGUCAAUGUCUUGUCGGUGAUAGUUUUAAUGUCGUUUUACCGGAGAUAAGGACGAUGGCAAGGGUUGAAGAAGAUAGUAGUGAUCACAAAGUCCCCUUUGUGUUUCUCUGAUUUCUUUGUUUUAUUUUUCUCGUAAUGAAGAUUAAAUCUUGGUAAGGUUAAUGUAAUAUUUUUUUCCUCUAGAAAUGUUAUAAGAAUUUAGAUUCUAAAGCUUAAAAGUUCAAAAAAAAAUGAAAACCAAGAAGUACAGUUAGACAAAUAUAGCAAAACUGAU
This is a messenger RNA of Arabidopsis lyrata subsp. lyrata, 559 nucleotides long. Its product is annotated as B-box domain protein 30. The transcript has a single exon. Lineage: Eukaryota; Viridiplantae; Streptophyta; Magnoliopsida; Brassicales; Brassicaceae. Gene Ontology annotation, molecular function: zinc ion binding. The coding region runs from base 43 to 396 and encodes 117 amino acids. The record is from RefSeq and is a predicted model, not a curated record.